AUGGGUUUUGACGGUCAUGGAAGAGGUCGUGGAGGAUUCCGCGGGUCUCAUCGCGGAGGAGAACGAGGGAAAUCGCUAGGAUUCAAGUCACGAGGUGGUUCACCCGGAGGUGGCUUUAGAGGUCGUGGCGGCAGUUCAGGUGGACGUGACUUUUCCUCAUCAGCUGAGAGUAGGAAAGGAAGUAGUUGGGGUCGUGACUCUAUGGUUAAGAGGCACGGUGGUUCCACAUCAAGUGCACAUGGUGGUCGAGGAAAUUUCACCCCUCGUGGAGGCGGAGGUGGUUGGAGUCCUCGUAGAGGACGAGGAGAUGUUGGCAAGAACAAGAAGUCGUUCUCUGCUACAAGUACACCAGUUAACACCAAGAAACAAAACGCGAGUUUUCGGACCACAAAUAAGCGUCGAUUCGAUGAUGAAGAUGAGGACAGCGCUCCGUUAAGUGGGAAAAAGACAAAUGGGAAGACUGUUGAGACGAAGUAUGAAGAAGAAACCGACAGCGAAGAUCAGGAUGAGGAGUAUGAUGAAGACGAGGAUUAUGAAGUGGACAAUGAGGACGAAGAAAGUGGUGGUAAGGACGAGAAGCCUACAGUUUCUGCGGAAAAACUGGUGACACCACAAGCAAAGGGAUCACGGGCCGUGAAGAAAAAUGUGGUGAAAGAUUCUGACAGUGAAGAUGAAGACGACGGCGAAGAUGAAGAAAUGAGCGAUGAAGAGGACGACGUUGAAGUACAAAAUGUCACUGGAAAAGCUACACCGAAAAAGGAUAACGCCAAAAGAAGCAGUUUGAAAUCGUUUGAUUCUGAUGACGACGAUGAAGAAUACGAUGAAGAUGAGGAGGACGAGGAAGAUGAUGAAGACAGCGAAGAGGAUGAAGAACAGGUUGAGCCCUUAAUGAAAACACCGGCCCUGAAGCAAAAUGAGAAAGAAACGAAAAGUUCGCUCAAGAGUGGCAAAGGAACAGAUGUUAAGAAAUCCGUUAGUGUCUCUGAAGCUGCGACAUCAGCUACCCCAGCAAAAAAAUUACCAGUGACACCUCAUCCGCAAAAGAAAGUUUUGUCAGUUAAAGAAACUCCAAAGUCUACCAAAGAAACUCCGAAGACAAAAUUAAACUUUGAUGAUGAUAGUAGUGAUGAAGAAGACGAGGAGCUCGAUGAGGGUGCUGUGGAAGAUGAAGAUGACGACGAGCAAGAAGGCGGCGACGAGAAUGAAGAAGAAGGCGAUGACUUGUGUGAGGAAGACGACGAAGACGUGGACGAAGAAGAGGUCCUAAGUAACGAGCAUCCUGCUCAAGGUAACAAGAAGAAAGUAGCCACUAGCAACCUUAGUGCUCCUAUAAAUAAAGCACAACCUGGUCAGAGUAUUAAGAAGACUGCUGUUGAUGACCGAACAGUAGUUAAGAAAGGAGAACCUGGUCAUAAUGCUAAGAAGAAAAGUGCAGCUGCUGACCAUAGUGCGAAUGUAAAGAAAGGGGAUCUCGGUGAAGAUAAUAAAAAGAAGGCUACUAAUGAUGGUCGUGCAGCAGUUGCAAAUAAAGAACAAUGUAUUGGUAUUAAGAGGAAAGCUAUCGUUGACGAACGUGCUGCGGUUCUAAGUACCGAACAAUCUGGUCAAGCUGUAAAGAAGAAAGCUGCUGGAGAUGAACGUGCUGCUGUUCCAAGUAGUGACCAUUCUAGUAAAGGAAUCAAGAAGAAGAUUGGUGGUGACAACCGUGCUAAGGUUGUAAAUAAGGAGCAACAAAAUCAAGCUAUUAAGAAGAAGAAUACUGUUGAUCACAUUACUGCAGUUGUAGCUGACGAGAAUGCUGGUCACGGUAUUAAAAGGAAGGCAACUGUUGACGAUUUUGCUCCAAAGCGUGCCAAGCUCGAUGAAGAUUUUAUUAUAAAUGAGGAAAACAAGCGACGUCAAGAAAGGGAUGAUCGGUCACUUUUCAUUAAAGGUUUUCCUAAGAACACAAAGACAAAAGAAUUAGAAGAUCUUCAUCCUGAUAUUGAAUCAGUGCGUCAUCGAAAAGGCUCUUCAUUUGCAUGGAUUGUGUUUAGGAACGAAACAUCCUGCAAUAAGGCUCACGACUCGUUGUCUACCGCGAAAGUGGGUGGGAAAAAGGUGAAAGUAGAUUUUUGCGGAUCUAAAUCUACGAAAAAGCCACAGAAAUCUAAAGAGCAUGUGCCAGUGAAUCCUUUGGAACUAUUCAUAAACGGCAUACCACCACAGGUUAAUAAAGACGAUAUCAAGAAUGUUUUCCGCGCAGCUAUCUCUAUUCAUAUUCCGAAUGCACGGGCUCAUGAAAUCAGGCGUGCAUUUGUGCUGUUUUCCACUGAAGAUGAUGCAAAAGCAGCGUUUGACAAAGGCAGGGGCUUGAAACUUGGUGGACGAUCUGUAGAAGUGUUUUACGCCCGUUUGCGCAAAAAUGUUACGUCACCUUCGGAGGUGAAACCAAGCAAAGACUUGGAUACGAAAAAAGUCCAUGCGAGCAAUAAAGCGGUGGCAUCGAAAGUUGUUGAAAAUGAGAGUGAUAGUGACGACGAGGAAGUAGAAUCCAGCGACGAGGGAAUCGAAGAAGUCGACGAACAGCAACAGAAAAAAGUGACUGUAAAGAAGUCGGACAAUGAAGAUAAUGAAGGCAAGGAGGAUGAGGAUGAUAACGAUGACGAUGAUUAUGUUGAUGAUGAAGAAGAAGAUGAUGAUGAAGAUGAAGAUGAAGAUGAAGAUGACGAUGAAUAA
Molecule: messenger RNA, 2718 nt
Organism: Angiostrongylus costaricensis
Lineage: Eukaryota; Metazoa; Nematoda; Chromadorea; Rhabditida; Metastrongylidae
Source: the annotation of a GenBank genome assembly